UUGCUCUUAGGAUGAUAAAUAAACGAACUUUCUGACCAUGAGUUGAUUGGGGAAACGUACUAUUAUCAAAGUCCAUAAUUGAAAACCAAAAAUAUGGUACAACUGCAAGUGAUCAUAAGUAGCCACAAAGAAUCUCACGUUCCCAAAAAUAAUAGCAUGCGUAAAGGUAAAAGAAAAGAAAGCAUAUUAAAAAGAUUAGUUCUAAAAAAAAGAAUAUUAGAAAACAUAGCGAAAAAGAAAUCUCCAUUGCAGAUUGGCUCGUAAUCUUACAUGAUUUACAUGGGCCAAUCCUAAAAGGCACAAACUCAUUCCACUUUCAAUCAUAUGAUUAGAUGGUGAUGAUCAUCUCAUUUUGCACAUUUUCAUGCAUGUGACCCACUUUUUGUAUCUUAAAAAUUUCCCCAAAGAGACCUUUAGAAUAAACGAGAAAGUCCACAUAGUGAAGGUGACCUCAUCUAUUUAAACAUACACAUUUCCAUUGUUCCACAUAACAAAAUUCAUCACUACAAAUCAUCUCCUAGUCUCCCUUCAUUUCACAUUCUGAGUGUACGCAAAAGUAUACUAAUAAAAUAUGGAUUUCAAUGGUAAUUCAAAUGCCGGUUCUUCCUCUAGAUCAAAAAAGAGUAAUAGGAAAAAGCAGCAACAAUCGCAGCCGCAACCACAACAACAUAAUGAAGAAAACAAGUAUGUAGGAGUGAGGCGGAGGCCGUGGGGAAGAUAUGCAGCUGAAAUAAGAAACCCUACUACAAAAGAGAGGUAUUGGCUAGGUACUUUUGAUACGGCCGAGGAGGCUGCAUUGGCCUAUGAUAGAGCUGCACGGUCCAUAAGAGGCUUGACUGCUAAGACCAACUUUGUCUAUUCCGAUAUGCCUCGUGGCUCCUCAGUAACUUCCUUCAUCUCUCCUGAUGAAUCCCAACGUUUCAUUUCCGAGUUAUUCAACCAUUCUUUUCAACCAGAAGAUCCUAACAAUAGCACCACCAACAAUCUCUAUUCAUCGACCAACACCGAAAACCAAAACGCUAAUGAGUUCUCAUACAAUGGGUGGCCACAUGAGUCUGAAUGUGAUUAUCAAUCUAUAAACACUAAUGAUGAGCAUUGUGAUCAUGAGCUUCCACCUCUUCCUCCAAGUACUUGUUUUGGAGCUGAACUUACUUAUCCAGAGACCGAUAGCUAUUGGAAUGUGGCGAAUACUAGUAUGGAUUAUUCCUUUGAACUUGAUGCCUUUGUGGAUCAAAACAGUCCUGUUGAGAGUGGAACUGAAGGGUUUGACUUUUCAUCCUCCACAUUCUUCUACCAAUAAUAGCGAGAUGUCCAGUUUGCGACUUUCGUCGUUGGUAUUUAAUACCCUUUUGUUUUUUACAAUCAUUUUGCUUCUAUUAUGGACUGGACUGAAAGAUAUCAAGUCUCUCUCUCUCUCUAUCUCUCGCGUUUUAUGUUUCUCUGAAAAUUCGACUGUUUUUUUUUGUUAUUGUGGCUUAUCAAAUGCAAGAUUCUCUUGAUCGCUUGUUAGUUAUUGUAAGUUUGUGACUGCGAGGAAAAUUGCAUUACUGCUUCAAAGUAUCUUUCUGUUUCGGUCUAUAACUUUAUUUAACUGGUGGCAGUGAUAGCUAGUAAAGAGUAAAGAGCGUAGUUCCAAUCUGUAUAUUUUCUUUUUAGUUCCAAUCUAUAUAUUAUACACAUUUCGAACUUGCAAUCUUUGAGAAAUAUUUUGUGGAGAACAUGCGCGUACUAACCUUAACUUUCAACUUUAAUGAUUACAUCACACCUUUAUGACUUGAUGGUUUUGCGAUUUAGAACUACGCUUCAUGGAAUCAGUAGUUUACUUUCAUUAGUUAUCGAUAUCACCUAACUUUAUCUGAAAACACAUUUCUAUUUAUAUUUGGCCGUUUGGUAUGCGAUUGCAAAGCCGUGCGAAGGUUUAUUGAUGCCAUAAUAAGCCAAUUUUUUUUGGUCAAGCGAAAUAUGUUUAUAGUUUUUUUUUUACAAAAUUGUUUUGCACUUAAAUAAUAAUAGAUUAAGAGAAACUACUUCUAAUAAUUUUUUAAUAGGAAUUUUGGUUGAUGGACAAUAUGUUUUCUAUCAAAUAUAAGAAAUUAGCAUUAAGACAGAAAAAAGUUUGAGGUGCAAUAUAAUUAAUUAAUUUUAGAAUUUAAGCUGUGAAUAUAGCAUAAGGUUCCUAAUAAUCAAACAAGUAAUAAAAUGGGAAUAAGAGCCUCAGAUAAACUGUUCACGUCAGCAUUUUAUUCACACCACUUACGAGUUGCCACGUCUACUUAAACUCCACGUCAUUUACAAAUUGGACAAAGCAAAACCAACCCGUAUGCAUUUUUCGGGCCCGAGGCGUUUUUGGACACGUGGCACUCCAAUAAAUCUCAAACUUUUUCGUUGUGAAAACAAUUAUGGGCUAAUUAUCAUGUUUUAAGUUCCAGGCCCAAUGUUUCUUAUCUUUGAGCACUCUCUUAAGUUGUCUCUUCCUCGUGACGUUACGGGUUCAAGGUAGUCGCCGGAAAUUUCAUACCACCGCCCUAGAAUCUCAGACCGUGCUUGGUUUACCGACCGUUUUCCGGAAAAUCCUGGUGGAACACAGCAGGGCUGUCUUUUUGUUUGGUUUCUACAGGCUAGCGUAAGCAAUUCGGAAACGUUACGCAAAUCAAUUGAUUCCAAGCGUCUUCUUAAACGCUCUCAUUAACAACUGCCCCACUCACACAAUUUGUCAAUCAAUGUAUCUCCCAUUACCCACAUUGUCAAUCUUGACUAUAAAUUGCUAUUUUGCUGUUCGGAGAGUUUGAUCAUAUGUACAAAACAGAGGAAUCGUGGCGGAGAAGGAGCUUGAGCUAAUCAUGUGUCGACACAAGAGGAGGACGAGAAUCAGAGUGGGAAAGCAGAUGACAAAGGAGAUACUUUCAUUCUAUGACAGAGAAUUUGAUUACUUGCUCUGUGAUUUAAAGUACGAUGCUGAACAGUUUUUUUUAUUUUUUUUCAUGGUAAAAUGGGGAUUGUUUAGGAUGAUGAUGAAGAUAGUGUUGAAGUUGUGGAGCUUGCAAGGCAAGGAAGACCUGUGUGGUGGAGAUAGGGACAAUGAUUUUCACAAAGAUUUUAAGGAGGACGUUGAGUGGUAUGCCUGCCUUUACUUUCUUAUGGACGUUACUUUAGGAGAAUAGCUUGGCACCGAGUGAGAUUAAACAACUUAAUGAGCCUAUUGAAAAUAAGAUAACUGAGUGGAAUACUGGAGGGCUUCUCACCAGAAUUGAGGGCUUCAGAGCUUUUAUCCCAAAGCAGGAGAUGGUCAAGAAAGUGAAUAGUUUCACAGAGUUGAAGGAAAACUUAAAAGGAAGAUUUCUUUUUCCGCUGAAUUGCAGUAAGCUUUUUGGCUUCACUGUUCUGUGUUUGCUUAGGCUUCUCUGUGUUUCAGGUAGGUCGUAGACUGGUUGUGCAGAUUACGUGAUUGAAUGAAUACAAAAACGACUUGACACAGAAUUAAAAAACAUCCUGGAGAAGCUAUACCUUCGAGAAGGACCUCCUGGAAGGAACUGUUGCCAAAAUCUUACCAUAUGGAGCGCAAGCCAAACUCGGGGAUUGUAGUAGGACUGUAGAAGGUUAGUGUCCAAGUCUAUUGCUUCUAUAACAUAUAAUAAUAAAGGAGUUGUGCUUUUGUUGGUAAGAACCCAGCUUGAUCUGGCUUUUGUUGUUCUUUUUUUUUUGGUUCAGAUAUUUAAUGGAAACAUUUAUCUUUUGGUGGUAUCAUUCCUAAGACUCAUAUUCCUAACACUUGGGAACAUUUUUUGUUCAUGAGAUAUCACUUUUAUAGUUUCAUUUC
Molecule: messenger RNA, 3817 nt
Organism: Brassica napus (rape)
Lineage: Eukaryota; Viridiplantae; Streptophyta; Magnoliopsida; Brassicales; Brassicaceae
Product: ethylene-responsive transcription factor ERF087-like
Exons: 5
Coding region: 572-1300 (242 amino acids)
Biological process (GO): regulation of DNA-templated transcription
Molecular function (GO): DNA-binding transcription factor activity; DNA binding
Source: RefSeq, a predicted model, not a curated record